AUGAAGCUUGACGCAAAGCAGAUUCGCUACCUCACUACUGAGGAUUUCAAAGUCCUUGCCGGGGUCGAAGCCGGAAGCCGAAACCAUGAGGUUGUUCCAACUCCGCUGAUAGUCACGCUUUCAGGUCUCCGGGGCGGCAGUGGCGUGCACCGCUCGAUCUCGAACUUGGCCAAGACUAACUUGAUUGCUAGAGUGAAGAAUGCGAGAUAUGACGGCUACAGACUCACCUACGGCGGACUGGACUACUUGGCGUUGAAUGCGCAUCAGAAGCAGAACGUUGUCUACUCUGUUGGCAACCAGAUCGGGGUGGGAAAGGAAUCAGACAUUAUUGCUGUCGCUCACAGUAGCGGAACUCAGCGAAUUCUAAAAAUCCAUCGUCUCGGCCGAAUUUCCUUCCGAACUGUCAAAACAAACCGCGACUAUCUACGACACCGCAGUUCAGCAUCCUGGAUGUACAUGUCAAGAUUGGCAGCGAUGAAAGAGUUCGCAUUUAUGAAGGCGCUUCGAGAGAACGGAUUCUCAGUACCCGAACCUAUUGCCCAAAACCGCCACACCAUUGUUAUGAGUAUGAUUGAUGCAUUCCCUUUGCGCCAAAUUUCCACAGUGCCUCAUCCCGCCGAAUUGUACUCCGAACUUAUGGACAUUAUCCUGGAAUUUGCAAGAUUUGGUCUGAUUCACGGUGAUUUUAACGAGUUCAACAUUCUCAUCAAAGAAGAGGUUAAUCCUGAUGGCCCUGGGAAGUUCCCAGUCACCACAAAAAUUGAAGACGUGCCUGAUGAGGACAUUCGUCUCACGCCCGUCGUCAUUGAUUUCCCACAGAUGGUUUCUAUUGAUCAUGCCAAUGCUGAAAUGUACUUUGACCGCGAUGUCGACUGUAUCAAGAGGUACUUCAAGCGGAAGUUUCACUUCGUCAGCGACUCGUCUGGUCCAUCGUUUGCAACUGCCAGAAAGGGAUUCUUGAAAAAUCCCGGCAAGCGUCUGGAUGUUGAGGUUGAAGCAUCGGGCUUCUCCAGAAAAAUGGCGCGUGAGCUCGAGAAAUACAUGAAGGAGGUCGGCGUAGAUGGAGAUAAUGGUGCUCCUCGAGACGAUCUGGAUGAAGAUGGAGAUGAAGAGGAGGAAGAAGAAGAGGAGGAGGAGGAGGAGGAAGAAGAAGAAGAAGAAGAAGAAGAAGAAGAAGAAAAAGAGCAGUCAGUUUCAGAGUCUGGUGAUUCUCAUGAGAAGGCGCAGCUGAAGACUGAUGCGGACGUUGAAGAAAGCUCUCAGCGACUGGAGGCCCUUCAGGUCUCUGGAUCAGGAGCUUGA
This is a messenger RNA of Penicillium taxi, 1302 nucleotides long. Its product is annotated as protein kinase RIO2. Gene Ontology annotation, molecular function: protein serine/threonine kinase activity; ATP binding. The transcript is spliced from 3 exons. The record is from RefSeq and is a predicted model, not a curated record. Bases 1 to 1302 code for a protein of 433 amino acids. NCBI's taxonomy places the organism in Eukaryota, Fungi, Ascomycota, Eurotiomycetes, Eurotiales, Aspergillaceae. Gene Ontology annotation, cellular component: cytosol; preribosome, small subunit precursor; nucleus. Gene Ontology annotation, biological process: protein phosphorylation; maturation of SSU-rRNA.